GGAAACAAAAACAGUAAUGACAACAAUUGUGGAACGCAGAAGGAAGAACAGGAUUAUGAACUUGAAAAAACUAUUCCAUCUCACUUUUUGAGAAUUGUAAUUUUGCGGUUGGAAGGUACUAAGCCAGUUUUGCAUGGAUGAGCAAAAUGAGAUUGGAUGGAUAUGAUGGGACCCUUUGAUAAGGUUAUUGAUUAUGACGUCAUAAAUUACUUCCAAUUCAGCUUAUAAGUAGGGAAGAUGCGUUUUUGGAAUCAGUCUGACAGCCUUCGUGAGAUACUGACAGCAAUAGUGUUUGUUCUGUGUGUGUGAUAAGCCGAAAGUUCCCAAAAUGCAGUUGGCUCUGUUUUGUUUGUUGGGAUUGGUGGUGGCAGCUUCAGCACUGCCGCAGGACAAGUACACGACAAAGUACGACCACAUCAACGUUGAGGAGAUUCUCAACAACGAGAGACUUUUCAACAGCUACUACAAGUGCCUCAUGGGGGGCAAGUGCACACCAGAUGGCCUGGAGUUGAGAACUCACCUCCCCGACGCCCUGCGCACCAACUGCUCCAAGUGCAGCGAAAAGCAGAAGGAGUUCAGCGACAAGGUCAUCAAACACUUGAUCGAUAACAAACCAGAGGAGUUCGCAGCACUGGAGAAGAAAUACGACCCAGAAGGCAUCUACAAGAACACGUUCGCACCCAAGUUCACGAAGGCUUAAUACAAUAUUACGAGAGCCACUGAAUACCUUUCGUCUACUUGAAAUUUAUUGACAUUAAAUUCCGUUAAAAAUAACGAAAUCAAUAGACCUAAUUACUAAAUGAUUAUCAGAAGAAUGCUCAUUCAAUCCUGAUAGAAACGGAAUUGUUGAAAGUCAAGUUCAUUGAGCAGAUUCUCCAAAAUUAUAAUCUUCCAUCAACUUCGAAUUGCAGCUCAUAAAAAAAUUGUUUCUGUUAGAAUAAAAACACGCUUUUCUAUUA
This is a messenger RNA of Nilaparvata lugens (brown planthopper), 959 nucleotides long. RefSeq names its product ejaculatory bulb-specific protein 3-like. The record is from RefSeq and is a predicted model, not a curated record. The transcript is spliced from 2 exons. Bases 329 to 700 code for a protein of 123 amino acids. Lineage: Eukaryota; Metazoa; Arthropoda; Insecta; Hemiptera; Delphacidae.